Molecule: messenger RNA, 691 nt
Organism: Heterotrigona itama
Lineage: Eukaryota; Metazoa; Arthropoda; Insecta; Hymenoptera; Apidae
Source: the annotation of a GenBank genome assembly
AUGUCCAAUCUUUUGCGAAGUCUGGUGUUCGGAGUGUUUCUUAGCCUCGCAAACACCAGCAUGCCACAUCCAUGGUAUGAAAGUUUACCCGCAGUGGCUUUAGACUACAAAGUUCAUAUUGAUGCCGGAAAGGAGGAUUGUUACUUUCAAUAUGUUCAUGCUGGCGCUACUUUUUACGUGAAUUUCCAGGUAGUACGUGGUGGAGAUGGAAAAGCUGGUUUCGCAGUAAGAAAUCCAGACGGAGUAAUAGUUCAUCCUUAUCAGUGGCUAUCUAAUUCAGAUUAUCAAGAUACUGUAAAAAAUGCUGGUUACUACAGCAUUUGUAUAGAUAAUCAGUUUUCCAGAUUUGCUUCAAAAUUAGUUAAUUUAUACAUUACAGUGAUCAGUCUACAAUAACCACAGUGGAAAGAAACAUUAACGAAAUGCUUCAGACUCAACAUUUGAGUAGAAGUAGAGAAGCUCGUGACCUAAACUUAUUGUUGGAUAACAAUUCUUAUGUCCAAACAUGGUCUAUUGCACAAAUAAUUGUUAUAAUGGUAACAACAACGAUACAGGUAUAUUUUGUAAGAAAAUUAUUUGAAGUGAGACCAUCCAGAUACUCCAGAGCAGGCAUAUAAAUGUUACUAAGAUGUAUCAUAUGAAAGUGAACAUGGCUGAAGAAGUUUUCUGCAUUUAUUACGGGAAACGAUAA